GGGCACCGUGGGACCCUGGGACUUGGAUAUUCUUUGAGGGUUUAGCAACCAGGCUUUGCUCCAGGAUGGAAUGUGCAGUAAGACAGAACGGCAUCGAGGGUAAAUAAGCAAAAGUGAGGGGUGCCGUCGGACACCCCUUCUGAUUCUGAAGCCGAGGAGGCUUGGCGUGUGCACGCCGGCACGUGUCCCGCGUCCUGUGUCGCAGGGAACCCCUCGCAGUCCACGUCCCUGCACUACAUGAGCCCCUACCAGCUGAACGCCUACGCGCUGGCGCUGACCGCGGUCGGGGAGAUCAUCCAGCACUACGACAGCGACAAGAUGUUCCCCGCCCUCGGCUUCGGGGCCAAGCUGCCCCCCGACGGCAGGGUGUCCCACGAGUUCCCGCUGAACGGCAACCAGGACAACCCCUCGUGCUGCGGCAUCGACGGCAUCCUGGAGGCCUACCACCAGAGCCUGCGCACCGUGCAGCUCUACGGCCCCACCAACUUCGCCCCCGUCGUCACCCACGUGGCCAGGAAUGCGGCCGAGGUGCAGGACGGCUCCCAGUACUCCGUGCUGCUCAUCAUCACCGACGGGGUCAUCUCGGACAUGGCGCAGACCAAGGAGGCGAUCGUCAACGCUGCCAAACUGCCCAUGUCCAUCAUCAUCAUCGGUGUGGGCCAGGCGGAGUUCGAUGCCAUGGUGGAGCUGGACGGCGACGAGGUGCGGAUCUCCUCCCGGGGGAAGCUGGCUGAGCGGGACAUUGUCCAGUUCGUGCCCUUCAGGGACUACGUGGACCGCACGGGCAACCACGUGCUGAGCAUGGCGCGCCUGGCCCGGGACGUGCUGGCCGAGAUCCCCGACCAGCUGGUGUCCUACAUGAAGGCCAAGGGCAUCCGCCCGCGCCCCGUCAUGCAUGCCGGUCCCUCCUGCCGCAUGGGGCUCCGCAGCCCGCUGAACGUCCUGUGCCUGGGCGUGACCAGGCCCCACCCUGUCUGUGCCCGGCACCGCUCCCUUCCUGUCAUGCAUGAUGGUGGAGUUUCUACACUGUCUGGUCCUGUGCCUGUGUCUGAGAGUCUCUGUGUGGAAUUUGCCUUAAACUGA
Messenger RNA from Myotis brandtii (Brandt's bat), 1083 nucleotides. RefSeq names its product copine-5-like. The record is from RefSeq and is a predicted model, not a curated record. Gene Ontology annotation, biological process: cellular response to calcium ion. Bases 238 to 1083 code for a protein of 281 amino acids. Gene Ontology annotation, molecular function: calcium-dependent phospholipid binding. NCBI's taxonomy places the organism in Eukaryota, Metazoa, Chordata, Mammalia, Chiroptera, Vespertilionidae. Gene Ontology annotation, cellular component: plasma membrane. The transcript has 7 exons.